Epinephelus fuscoguttatus (brown-marbled grouper) is the source of this 4351-nucleotide messenger RNA. Its product is annotated as probable G-protein coupled receptor 158. The record is from RefSeq and is a predicted model, not a curated record. Gene Ontology annotation, biological process: G protein-coupled receptor signaling pathway. NCBI's taxonomy places the organism in Eukaryota, Metazoa, Chordata, Actinopteri, Perciformes, Serranidae. Gene Ontology annotation, cellular component: membrane. The coding region runs from base 383 to 4246 and encodes 1287 amino acids. Gene Ontology annotation, molecular function: G protein-coupled receptor activity. The transcript has 13 exons.
CUGGGAGGGACGGAACUUCAAGAACAAUUUGCUCCGUUCCUCGUCAUCCUACUCCUCUCACAUGGAUCUCUCCGGGAAGGAGUAAGAAGGAGGCGGCGAGGCGCUCGGUCAUAACGUCGCUACAUGUGAAUGGACUGCGGACUGAUGAGGAGUCAGUGUUGUUUCUGUGUGAGUUAGGAGGCUGGAGGCUGCCUGGAUCAGAUAGUGGUGCUGUGAAAACGCAGAAGAAGAGAGGGGGAAAGUGUUGUGAAGAUGCACAGGAUGAGAAGUGGGAAGCCUGUGUCGUUUCCAGCAUGAGAUCCAGGACAGUCACUGGUGCUCUGGUUAUGCUCGCCACACUUUGCCAAGUGCUUUCUUCUCUGUGCCUUUAAAGAGGAACGAUAUGGCUCUCCUGGUCGUCCCGCUGCUCCUGCAAACAGGGCUCGUGUUGGGAUCAAACUACGGGUAUGUGGAGUGGUCGGAUAAUGACCGAGAAGAGAAGCACCCACCGGUGUUCAGCACCCAAAACAUCCACAGGGAGCCGCCCCACCACCCGACCUACUACCCGGUACCAUACACCGAGCGCGCCGUGGUGGCGCACAAAAUUGAGGAGGACCUGCCGAGGGUGGUGACCGCUUUCCUGCACACCGGGGACUCCUCAGCGCUGAGGCAGGUCAACUGCUCCCGGAGGUACGAGCUGAGCAGCCUGCGAGGCGGCCUCCACGUCGCCUCUCACUACUCCCUGCACAGCAUCCUGGACACUGUAGCGCAUGCCACAAACUUCCUGAACAUGAUCCUGCAGGCCAACAGGUCCCGGGAGCAAACCCCGCGGAGGGACAUCCACUGGUACCACGCGCUGGUCCAGAGCAUCCUCGAGGGGGACCCUAAAAUCCACAGGGCGGUGGUGACCUUCCACGCGGACGCGCCGACGCCGGGCCCCCACGUUUUCCUCCAGGCGACCAGAACCGAGAAGGAAGUGGUGCUGCAGGACCUCUCCGGCUCCGCGCACAGUCACCUGAGGAGCAGGAGCCCGGAGUCCGACUGGUACAAUGAGUUCAGGGACGGGAGGAGACCGCACACGCACAGAAGAGUCCCGGAGGCGUUAGGCACCGGGAGUGGAAGCUACCUUCUGGACAAGAACCAGAUCAAGUGGUCGGCACCGUACCUGGAGUGUGAACACGGGGCGUUUGUGCCAUAUUGGCUGCUCACCUUGUCUGCUGGCUUCUAUGGACUGAAGAGCAACUCUGCGCCAGAGUUCAGGGGUGUGGUUCGUGUGGACGUGAACCUGCAGGACGUGGACAUUGACCAGUGCUCCAGCAGUGGCUGGUUUGCAGGGACUCACCGCUGUAAUCUCACCAGUAUGGAAUGCACUCCCAUCGUCGGCCAUGGAUUUGUGUUGGACAAGUACAAGUGCCAGUGCAGGAGAGGAUUCUACCAUCCAAGCCGAGUGGCGCUCAAUGGCUUUAAAAGUAAGGAGCAGGGCUCGAGCAGAGACGAGAUCUCUGACGUGUCCACAAAGUGCCUGCCGUGCCGUGAGGGCUGCCCCUACUGCCGGGAUGACACGCCUUGCCUGGUGCAGGAGGACGGCGCUCUGCGGCUCGCUGUGGCCUCCUUCCAGGGUCUGUGCAUGGUGCUGGACCUGGCCAGCAUGGUGGUGGUCUACCACUUCAGGAGGAAGAAGAGCAUCCGCACAUCUGGUCUCAUUCUUCUGGAAACCAUCUUGUUUGGGGCUUUACUGCUCUACUUCCCAGUGAUGAUUCUGUACUUCCAUCCCAGCGUGUUUCGAUGUAUCCUCCUACGGUGGGUUCGCCUGCUGGGUUUCGCCAUCAUGUACGGCACUGUCAUCCUCAAGCUGUACAGGGUGUUAAAGGUAUUCCUAUCCCGCACGGCCCAGAGGACGCCUUACAUGACCAGCUGGCGGGUGCUGCGGCUGCUGGUGGUGAUCCUGGUGGUGGUGCUGUGGUUCCUGGUGGCCUGGACGUCUGCGGUGUGCCAGAACCCCGAGCUGAGUCGGGCCCUGAUCGCCGCAGGCCUCACCCCAGAGGGGCUGCAGUUCAGCAUGUGUCUGCUGGAUCGAUGGGACUACAUGAUGGCCGUCGCGGAGUUCCUGUUCCUGCUGUGGGGAGUGUACCUCUGCUACGCUGUCCGCACCGUACCCUCAGCUUUCCACGAACCUCGUUACAUGGCUGUGGCCAUCUAUAAUGAGCUCCUAAUAUCGGCCAUCUUCCACAUCAUCAGGUUCUCUCUAGUGCCGGGGCUGCACCCUGACUGGAUGCUCAUGUUGUUCUUUGCUCACACUCAUCUGACUGUGACUGUGACUCUGGGCCUGCUGCUUAUUCCAAAGUUCCUGUCCAAAGGGACUCAGGCCAGGGAUGACAUUGCCACCGAGGCCUAUGAGGAGGAGCUGGACAUGGGGAGGUCUGGCUCUUACCUCAACAGCAGCAUUACCUCCGCCUGGAGCGAGCACAGCUUGGACCCUGAGGACAUACGGGAUGAGUUGAAAAAGCUGUACGCCCAGCUGGAAGUCUACAAACGCAAGAAGAUGCUCGCCAACAACCCUCACCUCCAAAAGAAGCGCAACUCCAAGAAAGGUCUGGGACGCUCCUUGAUGAAACGGAUAACAGAGAUCCCAGAGACCAUGCACAUACACCGGCAGUGCAGCCGUGAGGACGGCAGCGAACACGGCAGCAACCGCAGCACCUUGAGGAGAAACCCUUUUGAACCGAGCCACCAUGGCAAACCUCGGGAUGAUUCCCUGAAGAACAAAGUCAUGGGCUUGAAGAAGUCUCUCAGCUAUGACCACGUUUGUGACCAGGACGAGGAGACCAAGAGCCAAACUGGCUCGACUGCAGGAGACAAAACAACUCCUGUUGGCAGUGGAGGGGAAGGAUCUCUUCUGGGUUCCCUGAUUGGCCGGAAGCAUACUAAGAAGCAGCUGGAGCCAGCUGCGACCCCACCGAGACUUGAACCAGCUGAGUCCACCGAGUCUGUCCCGCUGUUCUGGAAAUCAGCCAGCGCUCACAAUUUAACGCACGAGAAGAAACCCGUCCACCUGCGGACCUCCAUCAUGCAGAAGUCUCUGAGUGUGAUUGCGAGUGCCAAGGAGAAGAUGCCAGGGCUGACCAACAAGACGCAGAGCGUGGAGGACGCCAGUAAGAAGGGUGUGAAGGGACAGGAGGAGAGGAUGCUGUCUGAGGUGGAUGAGACACCUGAGCAUUACCCCAAGAUGAUCAUCAGCCAGUCAGUGGAGUACUCAAAGACACCCAUGAAGAUGGGGAUCAUGAAACAACAGGUGAGUGGCAGCCAGCCGUCCAUUUGCUCCGAGACUGGCAGAAACCUUUAUGACGUGUCUGAGGUUUGUCCCUGGGAGAUGGAAGAACCUCAGACUCCCUCUGAAGCAAAGACCCAGAAACAUGUUUCCAUUGCUCCUGGAGAAACCACCACAGGCCGGAGAGGCAGCAGCAGCUCUGGAAUCAGCAAAGGCAGCCGGUCCCAGCAGAGGCAGAAAGCAGGGCAGUCCCCUUCCAACAGACGCCGCUCCAAAGACAAAGGAGGAGAAAGAGAAGACGCCAGGGAGACACGGAAAUCUCGGCCACCCAGGUCACCCCUCCCUCUCAAGCCAGACGUCUGUCCCUGGGAGUUUGAUGAGCAGCCCAUGCUGGGAGGAGAUUCAGAUUCCAUCUCCCCAGACAGGAUCAGGCGUAAGAAAAGUGUCACGCCCACUGAUGGGAAACCCAAGGGGCUCCACUCAGACCACUCCAAGUCCACGGGCAGCCUUCUGCAGCCUCCCUCCCUGAUGGUGGAGAUCUGCCCGUGGGAUUACAACAGCCCACCUUCGCCUAAGCAGGAGAAGUCGUGCAACAGCCCCACCACACACAAGAAGAAACGGAAAGGCUCCUGCUCGUCCAACCACAAAGCCGAGAAGGAGAAAGCGAGGGAGAAAAGCAAAGAGAGGCGGAGCUCCUCCAGCAAGCCGGCGUCAGAGAGGAGACGCGUCAGCCAGUCUUCGGAGUGCAGCGGUUCGGUUUCUGAGCGGCGAAGGAGCUCCACCAGAGACCCAGAGGUGAUGGAGACAAGGAGGGCAGAGGUUUUCUCCCGGGAGAUGGAGCCCUCACACACCAGCUUUGCUCAGACUAAAAAAUCACCAGAGAAGAAGAAAGAGAGCUCUUUGAGUACUAGUUACAAACCUGCAGUCAUCAGCGGGGCGAAGGUGGCUGACGUUUGCCCCUGGGACUUUCAGGAGCAAGACUCUGGGGGGAGGGCGUGAUGACUGAUGUGAGGAUUGUACUCUUUUUGUAUUCACAGACUGACAGCACAGAGGACGACUGAACGAUAACGAUGUAACACUGCGUUUGAUAAGAGUGUUUUUCUC